UCGAAAUUAAUGACGACGACAAGUCGACAACUAUUAUUCGAUAUGUCAUUAACAUUAAUCUCACAAUAUUGACACAAUUGACGAUUUAUAGGUAUACAACAAUUAAUACCAUCAAUUUACGAUUACAAACAUUUUUAUUGAUAUUAUUAUAAUAUCCAAUUAUACUAAUAUUAGGUAGACUGAGGAAUUAUUAUAUUACGAGAUUUACUAUCAAAACAACUGUGUUUUAUUUUAAUUUAAUAAAUACAAUAAUGGCUCAUCAUUUCAAGGAAGAAGACAUUGAUGAAUUUAGAGAAUGCUUUUAUUUAUUUGCUAGAGAAGGAACAAUUAAUAAACUAGAUGAACUGAGUGUAAUUAUGCGAUCCCUAGGAAUGAGUCCAACAAUUACUGAAUUAAAAAAAUACUUUUCAGAAAAUAAUGGAAAAUUACAUUUUCCAGAAUUUCUGAAGGUAAUGCACAAUCAUUGCCGUGUAGAAAAAUUACCUAAUGAAAUUUUAGCAGCUUUUAAAGCUAGCGAUCGUCAACACAGCGGAACUAUUCAUAGUAAACAUCUUAAACAUCUGUUGCAAGGUUGGGGAGAACAUUUAAAUAGCAAAGAAGUUGAACAAAUUUUUCGUGAAGCCAAUGUCCAUCCAAAUGGCAAAGUUAACUAUGAUGAAUUUGUAAAAAUUGCUUGUGCACCAAUUCCUGAUUAUUAUUAAUUAUCACAUUUGUAAAUAUUAAUUAAAUUAUUUGGCCUUAAUUGUGUUGGUUGAUGUAUUCCUCAUAUGUUGUGAAAUGUCAUUUAUAAUGUUUGUUUUUUAUUCACAUAUUUCUUAGUAUACUUGAAUUUACACUGGAAAAUAUUAAAAAUGUAUACUUCCAAAAAUGCUCUAAAUGAUUAUAUUUAAAUAUUAUUAUUAAUUGUUACUAGUUUAGAAAUUUAUUUUUUAUACAAUACUAUAAUACUAAUUUAUAAAUGAAGGGUUUAUAUACACAUGCA
Molecule: messenger RNA, 982 nt
Organism: Aphis gossypii (cotton aphid)
Lineage: Eukaryota; Metazoa; Arthropoda; Insecta; Hemiptera; Aphididae
Exons: 5
Coding region: 252-701 (149 amino acids)
Cellular component (GO): cytoplasm; myosin II complex
Molecular function (GO): myosin heavy chain binding; calcium ion binding
Source: RefSeq, a predicted model, not a curated record